AUUUGUCAAAGGACAAACGCGACUUCACCUUCAGACUGUCCGUCGCCAUUGGCUUUCCUCCCAGCCAGCUAUUUCUUUUCGACCCUCGCUGCUCUCUGUUGCAUUCUGAUUUUCUCAACCCGCCAUUUCUACCCAUCCACCAUUCGACUCUACGCAUCGCGACACCACCCAAAAAUCAUCCAGUGCACUCUUCUUCUCCGGCACGCUUGCGAGCUGGACUCAUACGCGUAUGCGCAGAACUUAAUACCAAUCGACGAUAGUGGUGGAGAUGGCUCCUGUGAAACGAAAGCGAACGGGUGACAUGGGCGACGGUCGACCCUCUCCCCAUCGACCCGAUACUACCAAUCUAGGCCGACACUCAGAAAUGAUGCGCGACGGUGGAAACAGAAGAUCAAGCAGGGGAGGGCAAGGAGGUCGAGGCGGGCGCAGUAGGAAUGAUGAUCGCAACAACCCCAAUAAGCUCACGGUCUCUGCCAGAGCAACACCAACACCAGGACCGAUGUCUCCGCCGACGAGAACUGGCAGUGCUGCACAAACUCCAACCACCGCGGCCUACGAAGUCCCCAGUCCCGUGGUAAAGCGCGAUGUUGCUCCCUUCGAUUAUGACUUUGUCACCGAUGAGCGAGUUGCAUCCUGGAGCACAAGCGGCCGGCAAGAGGUAAUUGAAGCUGGCAGACAGGCACGUCAAGAUGAGGACCCUAUGGAUCUGGCUUCAAUCUUCCAAGAACUUGCACGAGCAAGCUUGGAUGGCAGAAUUGAUGCUGUGGAUGGAGGAACUUGUGUCAAGGAGAUUCUAGCACCAGACGCUGCUCCUGCGGCAGGUUCAUCUGGCUCAUUUGAUGCGCAAACACUCUUUCUAGACUCGUUGUCCAUGAUCUUCGAUGCGGAACCGCCGCCCUUCAAUCCAGCUAUGCGACCAUUCACGGCCUCGACCGGUAUAUCCCAUGAUGUUUUGCGCCAAAUACUUGACGCACAACUCCUCCAAAAUCUUGGUCUUACAAGAGAUACCUUCAUUCGCGUCGGUAUUCGACAGGCGACUCAUCUUCUAUAUCGACAGGCAAACUACAAUUUACUGCGAGAGGAAAGCGAGGGAUACUCGAAGUUGGCAACCGAGCUUUUCACGGCUAGCGGAGGAAACUCACAAUUUCUCGACUACGCAACGAGCGAACACGUCGAAGAUGCCUUUGAGAGAGUUAAAGGAUUGAUUGGUACUUUUGAUCUUGAUGUUGGUCGGGUUCUGGAUAUCACGUUGGAUGUUUUUGCGGCGCUCUUGAUCAAGCAAUACAAGUUCUUCGUCAAAUUCCUUCGAGUUAGUUCCUGGUGGCCUAAAAACCCACUGCAGAGUAAUGUCACAGAUAUGGAAGGACUUCCAAAGUGGGCGUUACCAGGUUCUGAUAUACCGGUCUCGCCUCCAGGUGUUGACGACGACAAGUUCAUAUCAGCUCGAAUCCUGAGAGAUACUGCCUUUUGGAACCGUGCUCGCGAAAUUGGCCUGGAUGCAUUUUUCGAGCUUGGGGGUAGAAAAGCGAUUGAUUCUGACAGUAAAAACCGAAUACUCAACAAGGAGGGAAAAUCGGAAGCGGAGUUGGAUGCGGAUCGAAAAUGGAUCGAGGAGACCGGAACCUUACCACCCUCUGGAAAUCGGAUUGCAGCCCAAUUGUUAGGUUUCAAAUUACGCUACUACGCCUCGAGUGCUCGCAACAAAGGAGAAAGUCUCCCGGCUAAUUUGAUUUAUCUGGCUGCUUUACUCAUUAAAAUCGGGUUCAUCUCCUUGAGAGACCUCUACCCUCAUCUGUACCCAUUGGACGAAGAUAUGCCCGCGGUCAGAGAAGCAAAGGAGAAGGAAUUGGCUGAAAAAGAAAAGCUCACGAGACCUAGUGGUGCAGCUAACGCCUUAACCAUGGCCGGUGCUCUUGCUGACGAUACUCUACCAAAUGGAGGCAGAACACGAGAUGCUCCAACGAAAUCAGACACUGCCGCUCCAGCUACCGCUGAGGCAGAGGUGAAGGAUGUUGAUGAUCCCCCAGAUCAGAAAAUCCAACUUCUGGUUUGCCUUCUCACAGUCGGCGCUAUUCCCGAGUCCUUGUUCAUUCUGGGACGCUUCCCUUGGAUUCCCGAAUUAUAUCCUGAUAUUCUUCCGCUUAUCCACCGCCUUUUAAACUAUUCAAUCAAGGAUAUGUACGCAUUGAGUCGUCCCACAUCACCACAAUCUUCCUCUGACUGUACCACCAAAAAAUAUGUCGACCCCGACCAAAGCGGCAUGCCCAGAGGCCAAAUUCGCCUGGCUCAAGUUACACCUAGAAACCUUCUACGAUGGCCGUUCCCCGAAAAGUAUGAUGUUGGUGAGAACUUGGCUUACAAAUUCUAUUGGGAAGAAUGGCCAGAUAUCAUUCCCGUCUGCCAAAGCGUAGACGAUGUAUUUACACUUUGCAGUACUCUUCUCAACCUUUCAGGCAUCAAUAUUGGCAAGGAUGCUCCUCUGCUUUCUAAACUCGCCAGAAUCGGUGUCAUGAGUCUGACGAAGGACAACUCUCCACAAAAUCUUGGACGAUGGCAAGACCUUCUCAAGAGACUGCUCGUGCCAGCUCUCAGCAUGACACAAGCCAAUACUGGUGUUGUCAAUGAUGUCUAUGACGUGCUCAGAUUCUAUCCGGUGUCGAUCAGAUAUUCGAUUUACGCCGAGUGGUAUGAGGGACAAAUCUCAAGAUUACCAAUCAUGAAAAAGGCUUUUGCCCACACAAAGAUUCAGACUCAAAGCACGAUGAAACGGAUCAGCAAAGACAACACAACCCAUAUGGCCAGACAACUCGCGAAGAUAGCUUAUGCAUCGCCCGGUGUUGUUUUUAAUGUUGCCCUUGGUCAGAUCGAGGCGUAUGACAAUCUCACAGAGACAUUCGUUGAAUGCGCUAGAUAUUUCACUGAUCUUGGAUAUGAUGUCCUUGUCUGGUCACUCAUGAGUUCAUUGGGAGGCAAGGAUAGAAACCGCAACAAUGCCGAGUUUGCUCUCCUUCCAAGCAAAUGGCUUUUGGCACUGUCGAGAUUUACUGGAAAAGUGUUCAAGCGAUACUCCAUCAUGAAUCUUUCACCCAUUGUCCACUAUGUCAACGACCAGCUCUACCAUGGAAACUCCACCGACUUGGUUAUUCUACAGGAACUCAUUGGGCAAAUGGCUGGUGUUGUUCCAGAUACGGACUUCAACGAUGCUCAGCUUGCAGCCGUGACAGGUGGCCCAGCCCUUCGACGAUGGACUCUGACGAAUCUCCAGGAUAGACGUUACCAAUCUGAGAAGACAGCCAAGAGACUGCUCAAGGCUCUAACGGAGACAAGACUUGCGGGUCAAAUAUUGAUCUCUAUCGCCCAACACAGACAAUCGGCCAUCUAUGGGGUCGCCGAUUCGCAAGCUCAUAUCAAAAUGCUGGCUACCAUGAUUGAUAACACCAAUUUAAUGUUGUUUCAGUACUUGGAUCUGCUAAGCAGCAACUUGGACCAUGAUGAGUUCGACCAGCAGGUCCCAGGGAUUGCGCAGAUGCUGACAGAUUUUGGCAUCGAGCCUCGCCUUGCAUUUUUGAUCGGUCGCAAAAGUUUCAAGUACCGUAUUUCACACAUCUCAGCACCGGCUGUGAAUGGUGAUAACACUGAAUCUCAACAACCCCAGCAAGGCUCAAAAACUGACGCUGAGGGAGAUGUGGGAAUGAGUGAGAUUGGCGACAAAAUCAACGGCGAAGCUUCGAAAGGAGAAGGUAGUACCCACGGCGACGUCCAAAUGACAGAUAGUUCCUCUCCUCCAGCCUCAACCAACGAAACUCCGAGUCCGCUGUCUGACGCAUACGGGGAUAUUAUGAAUCCUUUGUUGACAUCCGUCAAGCAAGUCCUACCCGAGUCUACCUGGAACGCGAUGAGUCCCGACUUUUAUAUCAAAUUUUGGGGUUCAACUCUGAGCGACUUGGGAUCCCCUGAUGUUUUAUAUCACGCAGAAUUAAAGAAGCUUCAGCAUCAAGAAAAAAUCGCCAUCACUGACAGUUCCGAUCGAAGUCGUGCGGGAAUUGCAAAGAGAGACGAACUUCGAAAGACAUUAGGCCAAAAUCGGGAGGCGAUUCAUGCAGAAAUGACCGCCGGUAUUGCUGCUUAUCCCGCCAUCAAAGCUAGACUACUAAAAGGCAAAAACCAGUGGUUCUUACCUACCGCCAAAGCGGAUGAUAUCAGCGACGAGUUUCUCGAGAAAUGCAUCAUUCCACGACUUCUUUUGUCGCCUACAGACGCUGAAUUUGCCUUCCGCCUGAUCAAGUUUUUGCACGACCAAGGAAUCCCAAACUUCCGAACACUUUCUCUAUACUCGCGAAUUUUCAAAUCCAACCGUCUCCGAACUCUCAUUUUCACUUGUAGUAUUCGGGAGGCUGAGAACCUAGGCCGCUUCCUCAAACUUGUACUUUCUGAUCUCCAGCUCUGGCACAACAAGGCUUCAUUUUAUGAAGAACAAGCAUGGGGCAAGACUAAAUCGUUGCCUGGAUUUGCGAAAUCGAUGAACAGCGAUGGAACACCAAAAGGUUUACUUGAGUAUGAAGGAGAAGAAAGCAAUUCGGUGAGCUUCAAGAACCUCCUAUUGGCGUGGCACAAGGCCUUGAAUAGUGCAUUACGUGACUGCUUGGAUGGGUCAGAAUGGAUGCACAUCCGAAAUGCAAUUACUGUACUGAAAACCGUCGGAGAUGUAUUCCCCAUGAUAGAUUUCAUGGGCCAAGGCUUUAUCAAGCAGCUUGAGACCAUUGCGGCACGGGAGAAGGGACGUCGUGAGGAUCUUGCACUCACUGGCAAUGCUGUUUUGGUUCAGUUGAAGAAGCGCAUGGAUAAUUGGGUGCUGGUCCAGGCAUUUGGACAUUCGAUGGUAAGCUGCCAUGUUCGUCGUAACAAAACCGAAUCUAAUAAAUUACUUCAGGGCGUACCAGGACAAAAUGGAAACUCGACGCCAUCCUCACAAGCAAAAGCUCCCACACCAAAAACCACGUUGAAGCCUACAGCACCAGAGUUUCAACCUUCUCGAGCAAGGUCAGUUCAUUUUUCACAAGAUAACUCGUUGGACGAGACUAAUCAUCUACAGCCCCACCAGUAUAUCCACCCCCAAGCUCGGAGAGGUCGAAGAUGGCGAAGUAGAUGAUGCCAAGAACGCUGCCGCUGGCGCUAAAGCUACAAAACCUGCUGUUGAUGCCACGGCCACAACUCCAGCACCGCAAGCUGCCCCGGAGCCCAAGGAUGGGAGAUCGGAAGUUCUCAUCCAAAGAGAACGAAUCCGGAGAGAGAAUGCAGCAAAAGCUCAAUCAGCGGCACAAUCUCAUUCUAGUGCUCUAUCAUGCCCUGAUACGUCCAGAGUUAAUAACUCCAUGGUAUUGCCUGAUCGUGGUCCACUCAGUCUACCAUCUCGACCAGAAGUUCCCUUCCCAGGUCGGUCUCUUGAUCGACACCGACAACACCCUGAUCGUAGAGACAUCAGAGACCCGGGUCCUGGUCGAAUGGAUCGACCUGGAGAUCGCCCACGUGAAUACAAUGGCAUUGAUCGACGUGGUGAGCCUGGUGCUAGAGAUUUCGGAAGACUGCCUGAUAGGAUUCCAGGACCAGACCGUGAGCGUACAAGACCUGAUCCUCCGCCUCGUUGGACACCCGAUUCAUCUCGUGACAACGCCAAUAUCGACAGAGCUGCCAACUCUGGUCGAUCUAACGACGGCAACGGUAGGAUGCCUCGUGAGAAUGGGAUGCCUCCACCUAGAGCUUUGGGAGUCACAGCAGAUCGUGGUGCACCACCAAUCAACCCAGACAGACUUGACAGAAUUUCUCAUGUCUCUCCAGACCUUAUUAAUCCUGAGCGCGCUGCACUCAUAUCUUCCGAUGUUCGCUCAGAAUCUCCACGACGACACCGUGAUGAUAGAGACAGAGGGGGGCCUCGAGUUCAGUCACCACCCAGAAGUCACGGAUCCGACCGCGACCACUUGGACGGCAGACGUGAUGAUCGACCAAGCCGCGCAGGGCCUGGAGAUAACCACUCUUCUCGGGGCCGCAAUGACGAGAUCCCACCUCCUCCUGCUGGUCCGCGCAAUGACAGACCUUCCGAGAGAACACUUGAACGAAAUGACAGAUCUGGGGCCUUUCAAUCUCCACCAAAUCCCCGCACAGUUGACCCAAAUCAUGGAAGACUGAAUCCAGCACCCCAACAAGAUCCUAGUUUCGGUCGUCUGAAUCCCGCACCGCCUCAGGACAUACCUUCUGGGCCAAGAGAUAGACAUCUCCGUGGUAGUCGCAACAUUAGUGGCCCGGCUCGCAGUGAUGGAAGAGAUGCUAGGGCUCAACCAGAACAAAUUGCACGACCUCCAACUCCAGAGAAGCAACCGCCAACUGGUCCAGCAUCAGGUCGUCACUCGCGACGAACGGCAUCAGGUCAAUUUGAUAAUGUGUCACUUCAAUCUGGUUCUGCACCAAGUACGCCCACUGUAGGAGUUGCCUCAACUGCGAUGCACACACAUCCCGACAGAAUGAGAGUCAUCGGAUCAAACCCCCAGACUCCAGUAGCCACUCCUCCCAUGCAUCCUGAUAGAAUGAAGGCUGCAUUUGGCAGUGAACCACACAGCAGACCGCCUCUACCUCCAAAUCAAAUGCACAGCAGCGGAGGUCGAAACAGACCACCAGUGCCAGCGGUAAAUACGGCUACCCCGCCUUCUGGACCAAAAGGGGUACAGCAGAGUCCUAUUACCCCUAAUUCAAAUGGUAUGGUGCCGCCAACUGGCCCAUCAUCUAGUAACGAACGACAACAACGGGGCGGUGGCGCAAGAAGACAACUUACUGGUAUAAACUCGAUGCUUCAGCAAGCUGGACAACCAGAUCGCAUGAAUGUACGUGGCCGUGGGGGUGUUAGAGGUGGCAUGCAGCAGGAAUCUCCAAUUAGUGCUUCGCCUAAUAGCAUGAUUCCCCCACCGCCUCCUCCUGGAAGACCAGGGCCAAGAGAUCAAAUUCCUGACCGUGUUGAAUUGUUUGACAAUAAUGAAGCUCCUCCUGUCGAAGACAGAGAAAAGCAACGCAGCAGCAGACGACCUGGUCGGCACAGUCGUCGAAGUUCGCGAAGUCCGGAUCGUGUUCGUGAGUCUAAGCGUACGGGUGCUGACGAUGAACGGCCUUCUAGAAGUGAGCACCGUGAACGUAGAGGUGGUGAUCGUGGACUUGAACGAGAUCCAGAACGAGAAAGACAUCCAGGUCGCUCGCCACAUCGGGAUCUUGUGACUGGCAGAGAGCCUGGUGGUAGUUCGCGAGAUGGUGGUCGUGAACGAGACAGCCACCGAGAGUCUGGGCGUCGUGAUGGUAGAGAACGCGAUGUCGUGAGAGACCCGCAUGAGGUGCCUUGGAGUGGUGAUAGAGGGGGUUCUGAGAGAACUGUUGGUGGAAGAAGCAGAGAGGAUCGUCCAAGUCGUGGCGAUGAUCGCAGAGGCGGUGAGGGACGUGAUACCCGUGGAAGUCGUGGAGAUGAUAGUGGGAGAAAGCGACGAGGUGAUGAGGGAGGAAUGGAUUCGAGAGGUCAUGAAGGCAAGAGACCUCGUCGUGCGUAG
This is a messenger RNA of Hymenoscyphus albidus, 7580 nucleotides long. The record is from the annotation of a GenBank genome assembly. Lineage: Eukaryota; Fungi; Ascomycota; Leotiomycetes; Helotiales; Helotiaceae.